CGGAAAAAGCCGAGAGGGGAUUUAUGGACCAAGGACAGCUUGCCAACUAAACAGAGCCAUCACCGUUACACUUGGAAAAUCACCUUUAGAUACGGCGACCUCUUUCUGCGCAUAGGAGUUAGUGGGAGCGGAGGCUUCACCGGGAACUCCGAAGGGAAGAACGCGCCAGCCCAUGUUAACCCAAAGCAGCACAGUGCCGACAAAGAUGAGCUCUGUCCAAAAAGCAUCCCAAAGAAGGAGCACAGUGUGAAAGAAAUCCUGAAAAUGGAAUCCAGUCCUCCAAAAGGAAAAGACUUCUUCCAGACCAACAUUUCACCAGUUACUCCAGAAAAAGACUUGGAUGAUUUGCGUAAGAACUAUAGCCCGGAGAGGUGUUUCUUCCCUCGAGUUGUCUACCCGAUCCGACCUCACAUUCCCGAAGACUAUCUGAAAGCUUCCUUAGCAUAUGGGAUGGACAGACCCAGCUACAUGACUCACUCGCCCAUCCAGACGUCUACUACGCCGAGUCCUUCCGGGAGGAGCAGCCCAGACCAAAGUUUAAAAAGCUCAAGCCCUCACAGCAGUCCAGGGGUCACGGUUUCACCCCUGGCACCUGCUUCCCAAGAGCACAGAGAGCCCUACUCUUACUUGAACGGAUCCUAUGGCUCGGAAGGAUUGGGGUCUUAUCCUGGAUACGCCCCCCCUGGCCACCUCCCACCUGCCUUCCUACCAUCCUAUAACCCCCAUUUGCUGCCGCCGUUCAACGUGAGCUGCAGUAACCUGAGCGCUUUGAAUAAUAUCAACGGCAUCAACAAUUUCAACCUCUUCCCAAGGAUGUACCCCCUUUACGGCAACCUGCUCGGCGGCGGUAGCCUUUCCCACCACGUCCUGAACCCCACCACGCUCCCCAGCUCGUUGCCCAGUGAAGGAGGCCGUCGAUUGCUGCAGCCCGAUCAUCCGAGAGACUUCCUCAUUCCAGCACCUAACAGUGCCUUCUCCAUCACGGGCGCUGCUGCCAGCAUGAAGGACAAGCCGUGCAGCCCCACCAGCGGGUCACCCACGGCGGGCACAGCAGCCAGCUCCGAACACAUAAUGCAACCUAAACCUACCUCAGUGGUGCUGACUGCCACCGGCGGCGAAGAAGCCAUGAAUCUCAUCAAAAGCAAGAGGAAUGUGACCGGGUACAAAACCCUCCCUUACCCGCUGAAGAAGCAGAACGGGAAGAUCAAGUACGAAUGCAACGUUUGCUCCAAGACCUUCGGCCAGCUCUCCAACCUGAAGGUGCACCUCCGGGUACACAGUGGGGAGAGACCCUUCAAGUGCCAGACGUGCAAUAAAGGCUUCACGCAGCUGGCUCACCUCCAGAAGCACUACCUGGUCCACACGGGAGAAAAGCCCCACGAGUGUCAG
Eurypyga helias (sunbittern) is the source of this 1389-nucleotide messenger RNA. RefSeq names its product PR domain zinc finger protein 1-like. Gene Ontology annotation, molecular function: histone deacetylase binding; DNA-binding transcription factor activity; RNA polymerase II cis-regulatory region sequence-specific DNA binding. Gene Ontology annotation, biological process: cell fate commitment; regulation of transcription by RNA polymerase II. The record is from RefSeq and is a predicted model, not a curated record. Gene Ontology annotation, cellular component: nucleus; cytoplasm. NCBI's taxonomy places the organism in Eukaryota, Metazoa, Chordata, Aves, Eurypygiformes, Eurypygidae.